Calypte anna (Anna's hummingbird) is the source of this 2831-nucleotide messenger RNA. RefSeq names its product serpin family C member 1 (gene SERPINC1). Gene Ontology annotation, molecular function: serine-type endopeptidase inhibitor activity. Gene Ontology annotation, biological process: regulation of blood coagulation. NCBI's taxonomy places the organism in Eukaryota, Metazoa, Chordata, Aves, Apodiformes, Trochilidae. The coding region runs from base 172 to 1665 and encodes 497 amino acids. The record is from RefSeq and is a predicted model, not a curated record. The transcript is spliced from 8 exons.
UGGCCUCAGCAUCCUAUUGCCCUCCCACCCUCCCCUGCUUUUCUCUCAGCUCUGUCUGAGCACAGAAACCCAGUGAGGAAACUGCUUUGGACUCAAGCAACACUUUAUGUCCUCAUCACAAUUUGCAUUUAAAUACUAAAAGCAGAAGGCUGGAGGUACAGGGGCAGGACAAUGCAUCUUUUUGUGCUGUGUCUCUUCAGUGUCUGGGGUCUGGGUGCCCCUGAGCACUACCUUGUGGAUGACAUCUGCACAGCAAAGCCCCGGGACAUCCCUGUGAAUCCCAUCUGCAUCUACCGCAACCCCGAGAAGAAGCCCCAGGAAGGAGAGGGGCAAGAGCCAGAGAAAGGGAAACUCCCCAGCUCUACCAAUCCCCGGGUCUGGGAGCUCUCCAGGGCUAAUUCACGCUUUGCUAUUGUCUUCUACAAGUACCUGUCUGAUUCCAAGGACAACGGGGAAAACAUUUUCAUGUCCCCCCUCAGCAUUUCUACAGCCUUUGCCAUGACCAAGCUUGGGGCUUGUGGUAGCACUCUGCAGCAGCUCAUGGAGGUCUUUCGAUUUGACACGAUUUCAGAGAAGACCUCUGAUCAAAUCCACUUCUUCUUUGCUAAGCUGAACUGCCGCCUGUACAAGAAAGCCAACAAAUCCUCAGAGCUGGUGUCAGCCAACCGCCUCUUUGGGGAGAAAUCCUUGGUCUUCAACGAGACUUACCAGAACAUUAGUGAAAUAGUUUAUGGAGCAAAACUCUGGCCCUUGAACUUCAAAGAGAAGCCAGAGCUUUCCAGGAAGAUUAUUAAUGACUGGGUGGCUAAUAAGACAGAGAAGCGCAUUACAGAAGUGAUCCCAGAAGGAGGUAUCGACGAUCUCACUGUCUUGAUCCUGGUCAACACCAUUUAUUUUAAGGGUCACUGGAAAUCCCAGUUCCCAGCUCCAAACACAAAACUGGAUUCCUUUCAUAAAGCAAACGGUGAGACCUGCCAGGUCCCAAUUAUGUACCAAGAGUCCAAAUUCCAUUAUGCAUCCAUCCCUCAGGACAAAGUCCAGGUGCUGGAGUUGCCUUACAAGGGGGAUGAUAUCACAAUGGUGCUGGUCCUGCCCAAUGUUGGGACCCCACUGGUGGACGUGGAACGAGACCUGACAUCGGAGAAGCUGCAGGGCUGGAUUGACUCCAUGAGGGAGCUUUCCCUCUUCGUGUACCUCCCUCGCUUCCGUGUGGAGGACAGCUUCAGUGUCAAGGAAAAGCUGAGAAAAAUGGGACUGGAAGAUCUCUUCAGUCCAGAAAACGCCAGGCUCCCAGGUAUCAUUGCUGAGGGCCGUACAGACCUGUAUGUUUCUGAGGCUUUCCACAAAGCCUUCCUUGAGGUGAAUGAAGAAGGCAGUGAGGCAUCAGCUGCUACAGCUGUCGUCAUCUCCGGCCGUUCCUUCCCCAUGAACAGAGUCAUCUUCAAUGCCAACAGACCCUUCUUGCUCUUCAUCCGGGAAGCUGCCCUCAACACCAUUAUUUUCAUGGGCAGAAUAGCUGAUCCUUGCUGUGUAAACCUGGGCAGAGGGCACCUCACUUGCUCCAUCCUUCAUUCCAAGUUGAAUUUCUUUUUGUGGCACCCUAACAUGAGUCCAGCAUCGCUGUCAUCCUUACAUCCAGUCUUCCUUCUAGACCUCAAACUGUAACUCUGCUCCCCUGGUACAUUAAAAACCUGUAGAGCUGUACAUAACAACCUGAUCUCUGAAUGGACCAGUUUUCAGUAAGUCACUUCCUAGACUUUAAACUUUCCUUUUUCAGUGAACAGGCCCUUUCCUGCUUGCCCCAGUCCCAGCAGCAGAACCCCAGACUGCAGAAGUCAGCAGAACAGCAGCAGCCCAAGUGACCUUCACACCUCUCUGGGCAGAAUGUCUGGUGGGUGACAGAGCUGCUGAACAACAGCCCCUGAUUUGCCAAAAGUUACCUGAAAUGAGCCAGGCUGCUGAAGAGCUGGUGGGAGAUGUUUGGUCUCUAGGUUUGGAAGCAGUCAGAGGUUUGGCAGGAUGAUCUCUGCUGUUCCCCUGUAGGUUUGAGCAUCUGUCUGGUGUUGUGAGUAGGGAGUGGUUUGGACACAGAGAGUCACCUCCUUUGAUGUGUCUCUGGGAUGGUGCAAUCAGUCCCAUCCACAUACAAUCCUUUUUGUGCUGAUGUGCUUGCCUGGAGGAACAACUCAGAAGGAAGCUGUGUGUGCAGUGCAGAAGCUGGGGCUCUGGAGGAAAAGGGGGAAAGUUUUUGAAAUCAUGAUUUCAGAAAGCACCUCUUCCUCUUCCUGUCCUGCUCCAGCACUCAUGGCCAUGUCUUUGCUUGCUGGACCCUGAUCUGCUCUUGUUGUGCAGCUCCAGAAACAAUCAUCUCAUCUGGGGCUGUGGAGAUGAGGUCAGGGAAUGAGGAUGGUGAGGGCAAGGCCUGGGUCUCCCUGCCCUGGUGCUGAACCAAAAUGCUGCCCAAAGGCAUCAGACUCUUGGCUGGCAGUGACUGCAGAAUGAGAGCAAGAAGUGCUGAGCCUGCAGAAGUGAUGAGGCAAAGUUCUUGAAAAAAGGACAGAACUCAUCCAAGAUGGUCAGAAAAAACAGCCUGGCCCCACUCAGCCUCUCCCAUGUUGCCAAAGUUUGGUGGCUCUGGUACUGUGGCAACUUGGGCAGCAAAGAGAAAAUUGGCAUCAGACCACUCAGAGACACAGACAAAGAUCUGAGUAUUAAACCAUUUAAUUCUCAAACCACUCACAUGCAUAAUGUUCUUUUACACAGUGUUAAAAGAAAGAAGAAAAUGUGAUUUGUUGUUUGUUUUUUUUUUUUUUUUGAUACAAACAGAAUUU